AUGGGGCGCAGGUUGCGGCCGCCAUGCCCACCUUCAAUGAGCGGCCUGGUGCCGCCGGCGCCCCUUGUGGUCCCGGAGGCGACGGCGCCGGUGGACGUGUCUUCUGGCGACUCCCGCAAUGAGGAGGAAGAGGAGGAAGACGAGGAGCGUGACUCGGAGGCGACACACGAGGGGAUGGGGGAGACCUCCCCCUUGCAGAAGUCUGACCUCCUCCGCACCAUGCCUGACAACGGCGACGAGGCCGAUGUCCUCCAGAGGGGGGAGCCGCCCGUGAUCCCGACGAGGGGCAGGUCGGCGUUGGUCUCCCGAGAUGAAGCCCCUACUCUGACUCCGCCUGGGGCUGCUUCUGGUCCAUCCGCUGCCCCUCCUCCUACUCUUGGCACCCGCGCGUCUGCGGCUCAGGCUGCGAGGCUCUCCGGCUUCAAGCUUACGAAGCGGAGGGACUACGAUGUGAUAGACCUGCCAACGCCUGCGGCGAAGAAGAGGAAGGAGGAAGCGGUGGUGCUGCUUGGGACCAACCUGCCUGCCGCGGCUGCGUCUCCCUCCGUGGAGAAGGGCAGCGUUGGCGCUCAUGUCUCUCCAUCUCGGUCGUCCUUGCGAGGCCUGGGGGAGAAUCCUCGGGAGGAGUCAGCCCCCGUGGCCCCGCUGGCUCCGGAGGCACCGGUGUCCAGCUCGGCUGCUGAGGUCUCCAAAGCUCAGGAACCCCCAGUCUCCCAGGCUAUGGUAACGAUGCCGCCUCCUCCCCCUCCUGCUGCACCGCUAGCUCCAGGUUCUUCUGCCUCCCCUGACGUCUUGGAGCGCGCUCUUUCUGAGAUGACCCGGCUGCGAGAAGAUCUUCAGGGCGCUGACCCCCACCUGGUAGCUGGGCGCCUGGAGCUGGUCUCUGGCUGGCUUCAUUCUGACGUGUUCGUUCGGGCGGCGCUGAGCCAGGCUGCGGCAACCUCCGAGAAGGAGAAGCAGGCCGCCGCCCAGGUAGCGACCGCUCGCGAGGCGGCGCCGAAGGAUGUCGAGUCCGCCCAGGAUCGCUGCCGGGUGCUGGAAGCCGAGCUGAAGACCCUGCGCACCAAGCAUGCGGAAGAAGCCCGCAGCCGCAAGGCCGCGGAACGCAGCCGGCUGAAGAAGCUGGAGCAGAAGGUGGAGGCGGAGAAGGCUGAUCUUGACACCAAGGCGAAGGUCCUGGCUGAGGACCGCGAGGCCUUCAAGCUCCUCGAGGUGAGGGCUCGGAAUGCGCUGCAGUCGCUCUACGAGAAGGGCUUGGAGGAGCCGCUGGCCACCAGCAAUGAGGGCCCCGUCCAGCUGCUUCCUUAUCUGGUUGAUGCGCUUGAGGACGUCGUGAGCGGUAUCGGCCCCAUGGCAGAGGGGGAAGCCUGCGUUCUUUCCUCGGCCGCGUUGACACGUGUCUUCAGCCAUCUCCAUCUUCGCGACUAA
This is a messenger RNA of Aegilops tauschii subsp. strangulata, 1428 nucleotides long. Lineage: Eukaryota; Viridiplantae; Streptophyta; Magnoliopsida; Poales; Poaceae. The record is from RefSeq and is a predicted model, not a curated record.